This is a messenger RNA of Dermacentor andersoni, 5299 nucleotides long. RefSeq names its product venom factor-like. NCBI's taxonomy places the organism in Eukaryota, Metazoa, Arthropoda, Arachnida, Ixodida, Ixodidae. Gene Ontology annotation, molecular function: endopeptidase inhibitor activity; protein binding. The record is from RefSeq and is a predicted model, not a curated record. Gene Ontology annotation, cellular component: extracellular region.
GCAAGCACGCUCGGCGGAGACGAGAAGACGCACUCAAGUUCCUGGUCUACAAAGCUGUCCUCGCUGGGUCCACAGGACCCCUGCAAGUCAGUAUUGACUUGGUCGUCACGAUGAACGUGUUCCAAGUACUGUGGCUCCUUACCGCAGUCGUCACGUCGGUACAAUGGGCACAUGCUAAAGACGAGUGUGUCGUCGUGACACCAAAUGCGCUGCGACUCGGAGCCAGCGAAACCGUGGUGGCCAUCGUGAGCGGCCAACGGCAGCGGGUGCGCGUGUCGCUUCAGAGUCACCCGGUGGGACGCGCCGCUUUCUUCGAGACGACGUUCGACGUGGCUCCAGGCAAACCGACCACUGCGGAGGUGUCCGUAAAGCCCGACGAUCUGUCCGAGUUGCAGCUGUCUAAGGAAGAGGUGCAGGUGACCCUGACGGUGCAGUGCGGGACACUCUGGACGCGCCAGGUGCUCCUCGCCGUGAGUGGAUCUUCGGCCGAUCUCCUUUUCCUGCAGACGGACAAGCCAAUCUACCAUCCAGGCUCCAACGUCCACAUCAGGUUCAUCGCCCUAAAUGGAUCACUGCUCCCAGCGUCAACGCCGUUCAAGCUUGAAGUCAGGAAUCCACAAAAUGUGGUAUUGGAGGAGAAGAACUUCGUUCCUGACCGAGAACUUAUGCUCAGCCACCAGUUCAUAGUGCCGAAACACACUGUCCUCGGGGAAUGGAAGCUGGUCAUGCGUUACGGACACAAGCUUCAGCAAAACACGACUGCUACAUUCGCCGUGGAAAAAUAUGUGCUCCCGCGGUUUUCAGUGACCUUGAAAACAGUUGACUACAUCCUGCCAGACUUCAACAACAUCACUAUUAAUGUUCGAGCAAAGUUCGUCAACAAACAAUACGUCCGGGGCGUUGUUUCCUUCCGAUUUUCUGUCAAGAACGAGCUGGGCCCCGUGGAGGAGAUCGGCACCAGUGGCAUGCCUAAGACGCUGCAAUCCGGCGACGCCGUGUACACGCUGGCACGGGGCGAAGUAGUCGACAGGCUGGGCGAGCGAAGGCUAGGCGCCCUCUUCGAGGCGCGCGCUCGUCUCGUGGUCGAGGCGACGGUCAUCGAGGAGGCGACGGGAAUACGGGAGACUUCGCGCAGCGAGCAGGCCGUCUUCUCCACGUCACCGUUCCUGGUGUCGACGGCACGGAGCGAGAAGAGCUUCAAGCCGGGAGCAAAGUUCUACGUAACGGCGGAUGUGACGUACGCCAACGGUGAGCCCGCAGCGAAUGUGCCGACUAAGCUGACGUGCGAAAACUGCCACGUCUCGUCUACGACCUACAGCACCAAUGAAAACGGUGUUGUGACUUUCUUCGUCGCCUCCAGGACUAACGACACGGGAUUCAAAUUCAUGGUGGAAACCGCUGAUCCAAAGUAUAGAGCCAAGCAGCAAGCUCGAAACGAAUUCUCGAUGAACUUGUACCGGGACAACUCUGGUAAAUAUAUGUUCAUCCAGAGGAAGGACCCCAAGACGCUGUUCAAGGUUUACUCAACAUUUGAGGCAAUACUGUUCACAUCUCAGAAAAUCCAAGUGAUGUCAGCCUACUACGUGGUUUUGUCCCGAGGUCGUGUGCUGAAAGCAGGCAAAGUCGCCACGGGACCCAACGUGCUCGAGCACAGGGUGACUUUCAUCGUGACACCGGAAAUGUCACCCAGCUUCCGGGUCCUUGUGGUCGGUUUCCUGGAUGGACAGCUCGCCACAGACGCCAUUUACGUCAACGCCGAACCAACCUGCACCAAGGGCUCGCACUUUACGUUGGAGAGGGAGCACCGUAACGAAAUGCUGGAGCCUGGCGCCUCGGAGACGCUGGUACUGAAGGGCAAGGCCGGGACGCGAGUCGGCCUGCUGGGUGUGGACCAGGCAGUGUACCUGCUGAGACGAAAAGACCUACUCACGCGAAGAAAGGUGUUCCAGUCCAUGGAAGCGAAGGACCUCGGCCGCGGACUGGAUGCUGGCACAGCAGCGCUGCAUGCACUGGCAAACUCGGGUGUCGCAGUGCUUGCUGCCCAGGGAGCGUACGGCGGAGCAGGGGAUGAUCGACGACGCGCAAAGCGGGACGUUACCUCCAACAUUUUGGAAGGAUUCCAGGACGAGACGCUCCGCAACUGCUGCUCGAGUGGCCUCCAGAAGGACCCCUUCCUGCGCAGCUGCUCGGAGCGCGAGGAAGCCCUGCGCAGCUACUUGAUUGCCGGCAGCGCUCUCUACUCGGACAAGUGCGUCGAAGCAUUCUUCACGUGCUGCAAGCAAGUCGAAGACAAUCAACCCGUCGGAAGAUCGAACGACGAAGUCGCCGACGUGCUCGGAAACAGUGGUUUCGACUUCAGUGGCAAAGAACGGCGGGACUUUAGGGAGACGUGGCUAUUUCAAGAAUUGACAAUUGGUGAGGGUCAGAAGACAACCUACGAGGUGUCCCUGCCUGAUACCAUCACAACCUGGGAGCUGAGUGCCGUGAGUGUGGCGCCAUCCGGCGGCAUCUGCGUUCACGACCCGCUGGAGAUUCGCGUCUUCAAGAAGUUAUUCGUCGAAGUCAACCUGCCGUACUCUGUCAUUAAGAACGAGCAGGUCGAAAUUCCGGUGACGGUGUAUAACUACGACAGGAGUGAACAGGUGGUGCGAGUGGUGAUGCUUGGAACGAGGGACGUGUGCUCGGGCGCCAAGGAAGGCAAGCCCUCCGCGGUACGCAAGCUCACAGUGCCCAAGGGACAGGGUCGCACGGUGAUGUUCCCCGUGGUGCCACUGGCUGCCGGUGAAAGAGAGAUCCACGUGGUAGCCGUCAGCGACUCGUCAGCCAAGGACGCUGCUAAAGUGACGCUCAGGGUAGAGCCGCCCGGUGUGCGCAAGGAGGAAAGCUUCAACCUCAUCCUCGACCCAGAAAACACACAGAAACGGAAAGAGCGAGACGUCAAUACUACACACGGGUACACAGAAACGUUUGCUGUCGGAGGCAAACAGCUCAUCCAAAUUCAGCGGCCUCGCAGAUCUCCCCAAGAGGUCAUCCCUGGAUCCGAACGCUGCGAAAUCGACAUCAUCGGCGACGACAUGGGUGUCGCGCUAGAGGCGUCAGUCAAGAGCCCGGAAAGUCUACUUCGGAUGCCGUCAGGGUGCGGUGAGCAGACCAUGAUCACAUUGGCACCAACGCUGUACGCCUACGAAUAUCUGAAGACCGCAGAUCUCAUUUCUUCCCAGGACGAAGACAGGGCGCUUGGCUUCAUUCGAAGCGGGUAUCAACGCAUGCUCACUUUCCGAAAAUUGGAUGGAUCGUUCUCGGUCUGGAAUACUUACACAUCCAGUCUGUGGCUUACAGCCUUCGUGGUGCGAAGUCUGUGCGAAGCGCGCAAGUCCGUCCUCAUCGACGAGAACGUCCUCACCAGCGGCCUCCACUACAUACUAACCCAACAGCAACAAGACGGACGGUUCCACGACAUUUCGAAAUUAAUCCACGGCGACCUACUGGGCGGCGUGACUGGACCACUUCCACUUACGGCGUAUACUCUGCUUACCCUUCAAGAAUGUGCCAAAGAUGGCAUUAAGGUGCCAGGGCUAAAAGAGUCCUAUGAGAAAGCUACCGCUUUCAUUGGGAAAGAACUGGAGCGGGACCAGCCGGCUUACGAAACAUCUCUGGCAGCCUACGCUCUCUCUCUCGGUGACAGCCCCGCCAAGAACAACGCCAUCCGCAAGCUUCGCAGCAUUCUGCAACCAGGCCAACGCGGUGGUCAGUACGUGUCCGCUGGCAGCGAUCCCUUGUCGGUGCAGGCCACGUCGUACGCACUCAUGGCGCUCCUCAAGGUUGGUGAGAGCAGAGACACCGUCACCGCCCUUGUGCAAUGGCUCAACCUACGCAUGAACCCCAGCGGGUCGCUUAGCACCAGUCAGGACACUGUAGUGGCGCUGCAAGCGCUGUCCAAGUACGCCAUCUACGCCCGGAACGCAGGCAUCGACUUGACCUGCGAGGUGACGCUCAGCGGUGACAAGGCGUUUAACCGCACCGUGCGCAUCAAGCGAGACAACGCCCAAGUGCGCAACAGGAUAGAGAUCCCGCAAUUCGAAGACAAGAUUUUCCUGAACGUUAAAGGGUCUGGAACGGCGACCAUGUACUUUGUUACAAGCCACGACGAGCCUGUCGGUGCCGAAUUCUUGUGCAAGUUCAAGCUAGACAUCGACUUCCGGCAAAACAAAGUGUCUAUUAAAGAAGCGUUGAAAGAUGGCAAGGGCUUCAAGGAGACGUACGCAAUGAAAGUUUGUGCGAGGUCCCUGGAGGAAGAUGUGAGAGGCAUGGCCAUACUAGACGUUGGACUAAUGUCAGGCUUUAAGCCUGUUGCAGCCGACUUGCAAGAGCUCGUGAACAAAAAAAUUGUGGACCACUAUGAGUUGAGCCAGAGGAGCGUGGUGUUUUACCUCCCAACCAUUCCGGCAGACAAGGAUGUGUGCGUCGAGUUCGGUCUAGAUCAAGAAUUCACCGUGGGCAAGCUGCAGUCGAGCUCCGUUAAGGCCUACGCAUACUACAAUCCCGAUAUAUCGUGCACCAAGUUCUACGCACCGAACCGUUCAAGCCCUUUGCUGAAGAUGGAGUGCAAGGAUCCGGGCCACUCUGAUGUGUGCAUGUGCUUGGAAGGCGGUUGCCCACCCGAGAACUUGCGGGAGAUGUUCACAAAAAACGGGAACGAAGUUGUCAUGACAGCUGAGUGCCGAGAAGCCCUGAGAGAACACGCGUGCGACGAAGUAGAUUUCGCGUGGCUCGGCACAGCGCAGACCAAAACAUACAAAGACGGUUUUCUCGAGGUUCGGUUCUUCAUCACGAAAGUGCUCAAACCGGGCAUCGAGACAGAGGAAGACCUCGCCAACUAUACACGUGUGAUCAAGGCUCGCGACCACUGUGAGUCGUUCCAGAUAAAGGAAGGUAGCGAGUAUAUCAUCAUGGGCAUGGACGCCAAGUAUAAGGUGGAGGAUCUCUUCGGCGAUGAACAAUACGAGUACCUGAUGGACAGCGACACCAUUGUGAUCGAAAUGCCCUCGAAGGAGAACAAGAUAGUGGGAGCGCGCGGAAGGGCGAAGAACACUAAUAAGUCAGGAAAGCGACGCGGUAGAAAGACGGGUCAAAAUCCGGCAAACGAGCCGUGCGACUGGGAUAAGCUUGUCCUCUGGUUCAAGAACGAAUUCUCCAACGAGACGACGCGCUGCUUCACCUGAACACUUACUGGUUUAGCACUACUUUUCUUUGACCUGUUGGGUGCAGUCAAAGGAGAAUAAACACUAGUAACACUUUA